GCAGCCCGAGCGCGCCGGGGGACCUCAGUGGAGCGUCCUGUGCACGGCGUGAAGGCACCCGGGGGCCUCAUUCGCCUACCUGAUAUCUUCUACGCACUUGAGGACGAAGAAGGAGAUUUUUUUUGGGUGAUGCUCGGCGCGCCAUCUUGCUCCGAGCUGAGCAAAAUAAGUGUUGGUUUUUUUUCGCAGUUUUUGUGAAGUGUCCCAAGGGGGAGUCCACACUCCUUCCUGGCGUCUCGGCUGAGGGUCCUCGGCUGUCAUCCCGCACCCAAGAGAGGACCUCAAAGUUUGCAGCCACGAUGAUGUCCUACAUCAAACAACCGCAUUACACCAUGAACGGCUUAAAUUUGCCCGGCCCUGGCAUGGAUAUGCUGCACACCACUGUUGCAUAUCCUUCCACACCCAGAAAGCAGCGGAGGGAGCGGACCACCUUCACCAGAACACAACUGGACAUCCUGGAGGCUCUGUUUUCCAAGACCCGCUACCCAGACAUCUUCAUGAGGGAGGAAGUAGCUCUCAAGAUCAACUUGCCAGAGUCACGUGUGCAGGUGUGGUUCAAAAACCGCCGUGCCAAGUGCCGCCAGCAGCAGCAGCAGAGCAAUGGCCAGUCUAAACCCCGCCCCCCAAAGAAGAAGGCCUCGCCGGUGCAGGAGCCCACCAUCCCAGAUCCCGUCCCCAACCCGUCCGGCUCAUUCAGCCCCUCGCCGGUCCAGGUAGGGCCCAGCCUGGCCCAGGGUUCCGGUGGCGGAAACACGGCCGUGUCCAUCUGGAGCCCGGCCAUCUCGCCCCUCCCUGAUCCCCUGGCCUCCUCCACCGCCCCCUGCAUGCAGAGGCCCUCACCAUACCCCAUGAGCUACGGCCAGCCGUCUGCCUACAGCCAAGGCUACGCCAGCACCACUUCUUACUUCACGGGUCUGGACUGCAGCGCCUACCUGUCCCCCAUGCACUCGCAGUUGUCGGGGACCGGGGGCGCCCUCAGCCCCAUCACCGUGCCCUCCAUGGGGGGCUCCCUCAGCCAGUCACCGGCCUCUCUUUCUUCACAGGGCUACAGCACCGCCUCCUCCUUGGGCUUCACCUCUGUUGACUGCCUGGACUACAAGGACCAGCAGGCCUGGAAACUGGGCUUCACCACAAUGGACUGCCUGGACCAUAAGGACCAAAACUCCUGGAAGUUCCAGGUCCUCUAGAGAAGCUACGCCUCUUGGCAUGCGUAUAUUGUUAGUUGCCAGGCGUGCGGCUUUCAUGUUUGUAUGAGUUUGAUGUUACUUUAAAAAGGCCGCCAUUUUAGAGGAGACGUUCACCUGAAUACAUUUGGACAACAAACGCCUUUCAAGAGUUUGUAGAAAAAGACUGCACAUAGAGACACAGCUCUAUGCUAUUUUAUUUAUUUUGACUUAUUUCUUUGGUUUGAUGUCAUUUGCUUGAUGUUCUUAAGCGUUUGUGUUCAGUACUACAGCCAGUGUUAGCAUUUAGCGGACCUUCUGUUUUAGCUGUGUGUCAUAUUAAAGCCAUUUAUUCUGGACACGUUUGUGCACUGAUAAUCCUUCAGAGAUUUAAAACCGUACAGUACACCCGGAGUGGUUAUGUGCUGAUAGACAAAAUAUUAGAUACAGUGCAACAUGUUCAACCAAAUACUGAUAUCGAUCCGAUACAAUAUCAGCACGAAUUAUACAUACGUUUUACUUAUUUUGUAGUGUGGAACGUUAGAAAAGGCUUGAUCAGGUGAUAUGUUGGAACUGCAUGCUGGUUUUAUUCAGAUAGUCUAAAAUGGACUGUAAAGGCUACUAAUUAGUUGUAUUUACACUUCUGAGUCUCAUUUGCAAGUACGAUAUGCACUCAUUUCAGUUUGUCAUAGGUGUGUUGCCAUAGUCAGGAAGUAGUUUUUGCCAUUAAGCUGAAUUUGCCAGUCUUUUGUUGAAAGUGUACAAUGUACUAUCGCCAAUGCUAAAUAGUAGCAUAUAGUACAGUAUAGUCAAUGUAAAUUAGCAUCGUGCUAAAGACAUUUCUCUUAUGCUGAAAUGUCACUGAGAAGUUUUUUUGAAUCUCAUGUAAGGUACAUACAUGACAAACUUUAUUUGUGUAUGUUCAGUUUUACACUGUUUUGAAGUUAGGACUCUUAAAAGGCUCUCAAAUGAAAGACAACCUGAAGAGACGUUAGCGGGAACAGAACAGACUGCUUUUAUCUGAGUUCUUAUAUCGGAGAUUUUAGAUAGAGCCUGAUAGAAUGCUGCAGGCUGUUUUUUUGCUGAUAUCAAACUGAUGUCAUUAUUGGUUGAAGUGCCCGCUUGUGUCGACGCGGUCGACCAUUUUUGCUGACAUAAAAUCUGAGACCCAAAGUGGUCUUUUCUAUGAAAGUCGACCAACACGUGGAGUCUAGGUCCCACGUGUUCUUUUUGUCACUAAAAAGGGCCCUUUUAAGUUGACUUAAUUAUUUUUUUUAAUGUUAUCUAUGGAUUUUAAGUUAACAAAACCUCAAUCUACGGUAGUAUCUACACCAAAUCACUAUACAUUGAAAAACGGUACCACUUCUAUUUUUGUAGUUCAAUUCUGGCGACUGAGCUGCCAUUUUAUUUUAAUCAUAAUAUGUACAGCUUUUUUUUGUUUUUGUUUUGUAGAUUGAAAAACAAUACCACUAUUAUUUGUAUGGUAAAAUUGUUGUUAUUGAGCUGCCGUUAUUUUUUUUUUUACCAUAAAAUUUACGGGUCGUUUAUACAGUGCAUUGUAAAAUGGUAAAACGUACCACUUUUAUUUUGACAAUAAAAUUCUGCCAAGUGAGCUGGCAGGUUGUUGUUUUUUUACUGUAAAAUUAAUGGUUGUUUUUACAGUGCACUGCUGUAAAUGGAAAAACGAUACCAAUGUUAUUUUUACUGUAAAAUUCUGAUGAUUGAGCUGGCAGUUUGUUUUUUAACCGUAGAAUCUACAAGUUGUUGUUUUUACAGUGCAUUUCUGUAAAUACAAAAACAGGACCACUUUUAUUUUUACAGUAAAAUUCUGGUGAUUGAACUGACUGUUUUUUACCGUAAAAACAAAUGUACAGUUGUUUGUUUUACAGCGAAUAACUGUAAAUACGAAAAAAAACCACCCUUUUAUCGCAUUUUUAAGGUGAAAUUCUGCCGAUUGAACUGUAUAUUUUUUUACUGACUUGUUCGAGCGCUUUUGUCAACAUAAACGGGCCUAUGUUGGUCCACACAUUUUAUGUCACAGAUUCCUCAACUAACAAAGGUUAAAAUGUUAUUUUUAAGAUUGUUCACCAGCGUAAGAAAGAUUAGCGCAAAUCAUGGUCGACGUUAUUUUACCGUUAUUAGCGCAAAUCAUUGUCAGAGUUAUUUUAUCGCUUAUGUUGACGCAGAUUAGUGGGAUGUUAAUUUAUUCUGCUGUAUAAAACUAAUUUGCUUUGUCAGCUAUAACACACAUGUUUUGUUCAUAUAGUUUAGCAUAUUUAUAGCAUAACAUUGGAUUGGUUUUACCAUUAUUAAAUGUGUUAAAAAAGGCCCCAACAUUUAGACUUGCUCGUACAGUUUGUGACAAAGAAGCGCUUCCAGAUUGAGGUGGACUUUAGUCAUAAGGCUGGCAUGGUGCUUCACUUGGUCCGUCUUGGUUAUUUUAGUUGAUCUCAUGCUGGUAGUGUCCCAAUCCUCUUAGCCUCCCUUCAGCAAUGCCCUAAGUGAAUUAGUUGGGAUUAUUGCCCUAUCUUCCACUCUUUCUGUCUCUCAUCCAUCCUUGUCACCCCCUCGCCUUCCUUUCUUGGCCGGGAUUUUUUUUCCUUCUCGUCUAUCUUUGGCUUUCCUUCAUGUCCCAUUUUAAUGUCCGUUCUUCUGAUUACAUGCUUGAUAUGUUAGCUGACUGCAAUCUCAUGCUUCCAUUCAUUUUUCAUUUAAUUUACCAUAUAUCAAGCCCAGUGGUUUGUCUACUUUCAGUCCUUUACAACAAUCCCAUACUGCGAGUCGUAAAAUUUGGUAAUCCCGGCAUGACCCCAUUACUGCCACGCAAUCAUCAAAUUCAUACAAGAACAUUUGCAGCAAGUGUGUGUGCUGUUGUGUGUUCCAUCCAUCCUUACAGUUUUAAUUGUUUGGAAAUAUUUCAUAUUAUUUGUUUAAAAGGCAUUGAUCUGUUGUUCAUUUAAAAUAUGACAUAUAUGGAGUAGCUGCAAACAGAUACUUGAUGUAACCUUGUGUUAUAUAUAAAUAAUAAAAGCAAUUUCUAUU
Messenger RNA from Entelurus aequoreus (snake pipefish), 4205 nucleotides. It is a transcript of the gene crx, whose product is annotated as cone-rod homeobox. Bases 300 to 1187 code for a protein of 295 amino acids. Lineage: Eukaryota; Metazoa; Chordata; Actinopteri; Syngnathiformes; Syngnathidae. The record is from RefSeq and is a predicted model, not a curated record. The transcript is spliced from 3 exons. Gene Ontology annotation, cellular component: nucleus. Gene Ontology annotation, biological process: regulation of transcription by RNA polymerase II; multicellular organism development. Gene Ontology annotation, molecular function: RNA polymerase II cis-regulatory region sequence-specific DNA binding; DNA-binding transcription factor activity, RNA polymerase II-specific.